Maylandia zebra (zebra mbuna) is the source of this 432-nucleotide messenger RNA. It is a transcript of the gene ccl20a.4, whose product is annotated as chemokine (C-C motif) ligand 20a, duplicate 4. The record is from RefSeq and is a predicted model, not a curated record. Gene Ontology annotation, biological process: immune response. Gene Ontology annotation, molecular function: chemokine activity. Gene Ontology annotation, cellular component: extracellular region. NCBI's taxonomy places the organism in Eukaryota, Metazoa, Chordata, Actinopteri, Cichliformes, Cichlidae.
UCCUGAUCAGAAAACUGAUUCACUGCUGAUUUACUGAGGAUGGCAAAGUUCGCCGUGCGUGUCUCCGUACUGCUGGUGUUGCUGCUGGUGGCACUGGAUGAAAGCAGUUCCAAUAAAUAUUGCUGCACACGGUACCAGCAAAACCCUGUCUCAGUAAAAAGGCUGAAAAGCUACACAGUCCAAGAUGACAACUGCAAACUCAAGGCAAUAAUUUUCAAGACUGUGAAAAACAGACAUAUCUGUGCCAAUCCUGAAGACGAGUGGGUGAAAAUUGCUAUUCAGUUACUGCCACGAAAACACUGAGGACAACAUUCACGGAGCUCACUUGAGUGCAUCAGUUUACAGACUAGUUCUGUAAAAGUUAAAUAGUAUUGUAUUUUAUAUUUUAUGUUGUUUUUUAUAUUGUUUAUACUUCAUUUGUAUAACAUGAUU